UUUUGCGUGACCCUAUACACUUACAGUAUUGAUGAAGCAUUACAGGAAAGAGAAGAACUGUUUAUUAAUAUCAUAUUGGUUAUAAAACUGAGUGUCCGUGUUCCGAGUCGCUCUCUCCCCAUUCAGUCUCUCUGUCUCUCAUUCAUAUCUUUCUCUCUUUCAUAUCUCUCUCACUUUAAGCAUCAGAAUGGGAGGGGAGAUCUCUGUGACUUUAACCAUGGAGUACUUGUUGAUGCUGGAGGGGCUGGUUUGAGUAUUUCAGAAGCUUCUUCUUCUGAAUUUCUGGGAUUUCGAGUUUAAAACCAAAAGCAUUGAAUGAGCAGCAGUCUCUAUAGUCUGUGGUUGUUGGUAGAGGGAGAGCUGCUGUAAUUGCUAUUUCUGAAAUCGCCUCUAUCAGUAUAAUCCAGCUGACCUCAAAUUGGUCAUAAAGGAAAUGAAGCAAAAACAGAAACAUCAAGAUGAAAUUCACCACAGAAACUAUAAGAUGGCUUUAUAAACACUUAUUUGUUUCCUUCUGUUUUAGAUUGUAUGAGCAUUGAUUUGUGGUUCUGUGUUUUAACUUGGCAUCUUAAUCUUAAAACAUCAUUUUCUUUCUUCUUCGUGUCCUAAGGGAGCUGCUGCACAUUACGAGAUGUCCAGACAGAAUACUCUCACUGCAGCAGUGGCAACCUUGUUAGGAGCCACACUUGGAGGACUGUUCCUGUGGCGUAGUAUAUGUGCACAGAAGAGAAAAGCUUGCAAAAUCCCAAAGGACCCCCAUCCGUUGCCUGUGGAGCGACUUGGACAUGUGGAAUUGAGCAGCACUGCUGUUCAGCACUCACAGCAGGAGCUCACACCACCAUCGCUAGCACAAACUUCCAAACGUCUUUCGCUACCAUCUAUUGAGAAGCUACUGGAGGUGCCAGCGGUGGUGGUGAGCUCAUCAGAAGAGUUUGAAGAACACUGGCCCUUGUUCCAGAAGGACCUGUCUGUCUUUCCUGUCCUGGGUUUGGACUGUGAAUGGGUGUUGUCUUGCCUUCAGGUGUCCAUCAAAGGCAAAGCAUGUGCGGUGUCUUUGCUCCAAAUGGCUACGUACUCGGGCCGCUGUAUGCUGGUCAGACUGCUGGCGUUCCGCGAUGCCCAGCUGCCUCUCCCCAAAGGCCUGCUGCAGGUGCUGAGAGACUCUCACGUGCUGAAGGUGGGCGUUGGCUGUUAUGAAGACGGCAAGCGUCUGGCCAAUGACCACGGCCUGGCCCUUGUGUGUACGGUGGACUUACGCUACUUGGCACUUAGAGAGAGGCAUGCAGUGCUGAAUAAUGGCCUGAGUUUGAAGUCCCUGGCUGCAGACCUGCUCAAUAUCCCCCUGGAUAAAUCACUUGGGCUGCGCUGUAGUAACUGGGAAGCUGAAAACCUGAGUCGGGAGCAGAUGUUGUACGCAGCACAGGAUGCUCAGGUCUCAGUCUCUCUGUUUCUCUACUUGCUGGGCCUCUACUCUGAGCCGUGCCUGCUGAGCGAGGACGAGACUGCCUUCUCAAAGCUGGCUGGCCGCUGCCAGGGCCUGGUUGAUGUGCCCUUCAAGUGGCGCAGUGAAGGGGACGACGGAGAACGCAAGCGCCGGUGCCGCAGGUCUACUGUAGACAGUCCUGAGUCUGGUGAUCAGCAAGUACCAGACCCACGCAGGAACAAGCGGAAACCUCUUGGAGUUGGGUAUUCAGCCAGGAAAUCCCCCUUGUAUGACAACUGCUUUCUUCAUGCGCCUGAUGGGCAGCCGCUGUGUACAUGUGACAAGAAAAAAGCAAAGUGGUACCUUGACAAAGGAAUAGGAGAGCUGGUCAGUGAGGAACCCUUUGUCGUGCGUUUGUUGUUUGAGCCCUCGGGUCGCCCUGACUCUCAGAAGGACUAUUACCUUACGGCCAAAGAAAAUCUCUGUGUAGUAUGUGGAAAAGCCGAGUCCUACAUCAGAAAGAACAUCGUUCCACAUGAGUACAGGCGUCACUUCCCUGCUGAAAUGAAGGACCACAACUCCCAUGAUAUCCUGCUGCUGUGCACUUCCUGUCACGCGGCAUCUAACGUGUACGAUGGCUUCCUAAAGCAGCAACUGGCAGAUGAGUUCUCUGCCCCACAGGGCUGUGAGGAGGGUGUAAGGAUGCUGGAGGACUCUGAUCGGCGGCGGGUGCGAUCAGCCGCUCGUGCCCUUCUCAGUGCCAAUGACAGUAUGCCCGCUUCCAGACGAGAAGAGCUCCUGUCAGUCGUUCAUGAGUACCUCUGCAAGGAAGGAGAGGAGAAGGAAGUCACAGAGGGAAUGCUGCACACAGCUGCCAACUUGGAGACUAGGAUCUUUAACGAGAGCUAUGUGCCACAUGGGCUAAAGGUGGUACAGGCGUACGCUGAGAGCGGACUGCGCGGUCUGAUUGAGUUGGAGCGGCGCUGGCGUCAGCACUUCCUGUCCAGCAUGCAGCCCAACUUCCUACCUCCACUGUGGUCUGUCGACCACAACCAUGAGAAAUACCUGCGCAAGUAUGGAGAGGACCUGCUCAUUAAUCUGACCUGAGUACACACGCUCCACAGCGGUAGGCAGAGGCGGUUUGGGCGAGACCCGGACGGCCUCGUCCCAAACCUGUGAUGGUGUGUCGUAUAUUUCUAAGAGAUGGACUUGUACUGAUCUGAUAUUGACUCCUAUAUGAAGUGAGCCUAGCACGAGUAUUAAGACUCUAGAUGAACUGGGAACGACCAACCACAGGCUCUUGAUUGUGGGCUCACUGUGAUGAGUUAACACUGAUGACUAAAGGGAUGAGAGUUUAAAAAAAAAAAAAAAAAAAAAAGUUGCAGGAACUAAUGUUGUAUGUAUGACAAAGUGGGAGAACAGUGCUCAACUUUCCAUAAAAUGAAACUUGUAUAUUUUUAACAGCCCAAACCUGCUCUUGAUUUCUUAAAAUAAAUAUAUAUAUAUAGGUUAAAAUUAUUGCAGGUUUGUGGUCCUAUUAAAUAUUUUGUAUAAUUAUGUGGUAAAUCUAGGGUUUUGCAAUAUGGGGCUGUUGACGACAGUAUUUAUUUUUUACAUGUUUUCACUCCUCAUAUUUCUAGACUUGCAAUUAUGCUCUUCAGCAUAUGUUGGUCUUUUAUGAUGGACUUGACAUGAUUCUAAACUUUACACCUUAAAAUGAUUAACUCAUUCCUGUUAGAACUUUUUAUCCUCUCUGAUUCGUGAACGUUUAUUUAUUUUGCAUGAGGAUGGUGAGUUUGUGGCCACACCCUGCUUGUGUAGCUUUUCCAAAUUUCCGAACAUCAGUCAGGACACCUCAAAGUGCACAUUUUAGUGCAUCUUUCCCCCUGACUGCUUUGAUUUGGUUUAUAGCUCAUGAUUGUAACAUCGAGUGGCAUUUAAAGUUCACCCUUUAACAGCCAGAGAGACCGCUCCAUUAGCAAUAACGAGUUAUUGUGAUUCUCAUAAUCAUGAUCUUUGCAAAUGAGAUUUCCACAUUUGAGCAUGCCGAAUUUAAUUAAAGAAACUACAGCUUUUUUUUUCUUUUAUUUACAUUUGUCCAGAUGUAACUUCUUAAAAGCUGCUAUGUUUCCUUAAAUUGUUAUUAAAAUAUAUAUAUAUAUAUAUAUUUAAUGUUAAGAUGUCUCUGUGAGGUGCUAGUGAAAACGUAAGGAAUGAGUCCUGCUCAUCCCGCAUCCCACACUGCUUUAAAUACACACGUUAGACAAGCAUUCCAUUCACAAUUUAACUUUUUAUUAUUUACAAAAUCACAGUUAAAUAAAUAGUUUGUAAAAAUGUAUACAAAAGAUUUUCUCUUUAUGUUUCAAAUGAAUGACUAACAUGACAGUGGGUCAAAAGAGUCAUUAGUUGGGAUUUAACACUUAAUUACCCUUUUUUUAAAUUUUAUUUAUUUAUUUAUUUAUUUAUUUUUACAAUCUGGUACUGCAGAAUUAAGGCCUCUUUGAUUUUGGCAUUAGAACAAUCGGUCAGUAAAAUGUGUCGUAGUCUGAAGCGGUGUCCAACACAUGCUACCGUAUUCACAGUAUUUAAUAAACUGAAAGCGGAGAAUGACUGGAGAAGAAUGACAUCAUCCAUCAAAAAAAUGGCACCUUGUCACAUUUAGGGCUUGUCACAGUUCGUAGGGUUAAGUGCAUUAUGCCGUCACCUUUAGUUUUUGUGACUGUGUACUGAAACGUUUACCAGUGCAUAGCAUGUCUGGGAGUAUGUCUAAAUUGAAAAGUCAGACUGUAUCGAACAUAGUCAUUAAAGUCUGUGGACAUGUGGAUAUUUAACUUAAUGGCACAAAGUCAAUCAUUAACUAUACCUCUAUCUGGCUUAAGCCCUAGUUUACUGUUAAAUCCCAAUGCGUCCAUAGUUCCACAUCCAUAUAUUCCAUACAUCCUGAAUAUUUGCUUACAAGGACAUACUGCUUCAUCUUAAAAUGUUUUUACUUUGUAUGAUAUACAGCACUAACAAAAUUUUAAGAUUGUCAAUGACCACACAACCAACAUUGUAUUUGUACUGAUGGAUGUGGUGUUAACUCAAGUGAUUUAUGGAGGAGGGCUAAUUUUAAAACAUGAAAUAAAAUACCUUUUUUCUGUAUCCUGAUCAACUUAAUUUGCAGCGAUUACCCAAUGAUCCAUUGAUAUUGCUGCUGUUGUUUUUUAACAUAAUAUUUUUCUAAUGCCAGAAUACAGGCAAUGAACGGCUGGGAAUCACGAUACAGAAAGCAAAAGCGGCUAGAAGUUGGACUGAGGCACGACCAUGUAUUCA
This is a messenger RNA of Ictalurus furcatus (blue catfish), 4735 nucleotides long. RefSeq names its product exonuclease 3'-5' domain containing 2 (gene exd2). The record is from RefSeq and is a predicted model, not a curated record. Gene Ontology annotation, cellular component: cytoplasm; nucleus. The coding region runs from base 632 to 2530 and encodes 632 amino acids. Gene Ontology annotation, molecular function: 3'-5' exonuclease activity; nucleic acid binding. Gene Ontology annotation, biological process: nucleobase-containing compound metabolic process. The transcript has 8 exons. NCBI's taxonomy places the organism in Eukaryota, Metazoa, Chordata, Actinopteri, Siluriformes, Ictaluridae.